AUGUUAAAUAGAUUAGAAAAUCUCGCAAAUGAAAUUUUACUUAUGAUAUUAAAUCAUAUAAGAUGGUUUGAAAUGAUUGAAUCGUUUUGGUCGUUAAAUAAACGCUUUAAUGAUAUUAUUUAUUUAAAACUUUCAAUGACUAAAAAUGGAAUUGUUAUUAGUGAGAAAUGUUUAUCUUUCAAUCAUUCUAAAAUUCUUCGUUUUGUUAAAUUAAAAAAACUUAUUCUUAAAAAAUGUUAUUUGACGAAAAAAUUGAUUGAACAUUUAUUAUUUCUUAUUGAAUAUCAAUUGGAUGAAUUAAUAUUUACUGUUGAUAAAGAUAUUUUUAAAUUAACUCAUUAUGAAAAAAUGUCUCGAAUAAUUCGUCAUAAUGAAGAAUCGAAAUUGAUGCUUAUGUUCAAAAAAUUCCUACGUACAUUAUUUUCUGAUAAAUGUCGUUUAAUAUCUCUUGAAGUUGAUAUAUCAAAUGAUGUUAGUGCCGUUGAUAUUCAUAAAUGUUUUUCAUUAUCUUCUAUUUCAAUUAACAAUGUAGUUGUUACUCAUUGUAUGACUCUUCGUUAUUUACAUAUUCAUUUAAUUUAUGGUUAUUUUCUUGAACGUAUUAUUGAGCAUGCACCUGCUCUUGAAACUCUUUCAGUUAUAUUCAAAGAUUCGUUAAUGAAAGAAUCAUCAUAUGAACCGAGUAUGAAACGAUUUGCAUCAACUAUUCUCAAUUGGUAUGAAAAGAUGCCAAAAUUAAAAUGUUUUUCUUUAAAAAGUGUUAUUCUCGACGACUUGCAAUUAGUUUAUUUAAAAUGGAUUAUUAAUAAUGUAUAUUACAUUGAAAAGCUAAAAGUUCGUUUAGAUAUAAAAACUCGAACGAAUGAAACUAAUGUUAUUGAUGUAAAUUAUCUUCGUGAAUAUAUAAUGCCUGAUAUAUUAAUUCAUUUGAUCGAUUUCGAUUUUUAUAUUGUAUCGAAAUGCAAAUUAUUAUUUGAAAAUGAUAUUGAAAAAAUAAUUGAUUCGUUUAAAAAUGAUCGAAUUUUUAUUGAUCGUUAUUGGACAAAUGUUAAAUGUUAUUUUGAUAGAGCUUUGUUAUGUCAACAUAUAUCAUCAAUCAGAAUAAUUAAACCGAAAUUAUUUGACAAUAUUAUAGAUUAUCCAAUGAUUUUUGAUUGGGAAAAUGUUAAAUGUAUGAAAAUUGAUUUAUGUCCAGCAAUUUAUUCAUUUCUGACUGAAUUUGAUAAAAUCUAUCCCCACAUUAGAUCUAUUGAAUUUAAUAUGGGACGACACAAAUAUCUUAGUCAUUUAGCAUAUUCGACGUUUUUGCAGUCAUCAUUGGACAUAGUAAAUGAUAUUCAUUUUCAAUACGUUACAAGACUUGAUUUUGGUUCUGGUUUUUGGCGUGGUUCUGCAUAUAAUGACCACUGUAUUAAUCGAACUAAACUACGUGCACAAGUCCUUGCCUAUCUUAUUUCAAUGCCAAUUCAGUUGAUUUAUCUUCGAAUCGAACAAUUCGAAUGGUUCUUGCACCUUAUUGAAUAUGCAUCCGAUAAACUAAGAAAAAAUGCAUUGACUACCGUUCGACACAUCGAAUUUUGUCUGUCGAGUUGUAAUUAUGGUUCAGACGAAUCGGCUCAUAUGGGUAAAAAUCUCGUACCUCUUCUCAGUAGUUUUACACCAUAUUUACAAACAUUGCGUCUUUGGCGGGAUGACGACUUUCCUUGGACAUCAAUUCGACCAAAAUAUGAAACAAAAUAUUUAUGUCAAGUUUUCAGUAGACAUUGGAUAAAAUCCUUACGAACAACUCAGUCGAUUACUGAACAUGUUGCUGUCUUUCAACAAGAUCUUUCUGAAUUAGUUGAACAAUUAAAAGAACUUGUUUUACUCGAUAUUUAUGGAGAAAUCAAUCGUGAAAAAAUCGAACCUUAUCGUUCUAUGGUUCAAAUGCAUUUCCCUAAUAGUCGAGUUCAUAUCGAAAUAACAAGAUUUCGUUUUUGGGUUUGA
Messenger RNA from Rotaria sp. Silwood1, 1986 nucleotides. The record is from the annotation of a GenBank genome assembly. Lineage: Eukaryota; Metazoa; Rotifera; Eurotatoria; Philodinida; Philodinidae.